CGGCUUAGUUUAGUCGAAGGAUAUUGCUCGGUGUCUUGCGUAAAAAUUUACAAGCAGAAAAAUUGAACACAACGAAAAAGGAAAUAACCAGAAAAGCAAACUGCUCUUAUUCAGACAAUUGAACGAUUUUAGGUUCUUGUUACAUCAUAAACAAAUAAACCAAGAACAUGGCUUCGCAUUAUUAGUAAACCACAAAUACCAAAUAAGGUCGAACAACGAAUAACAUCAUAGACAAACGUGAUGGAAGAAAAUUUGGAGAACGGUCAGAUGACGAACGCCUCGACAAGCAAAUCGAAUUCGCAGCGUCAAACAACAUCUCGUCGGCGGCAAAACGACAGCGAUGUGGCCGGAGGCGUGGGAAUCACCGGUGGCGGAGUCGUCAUUUUGCCGCAGCACGUGCUUAACGAACUCUAUCACAACUACUCCAUCAAACAACGCCGCAGUGGAUUGAAGUGGUUUGUCUUUGCGGCCGCGUUGUUUAACAUAUGGACCAUCGGGAUUCCCUGGGAUCAGUCGGCCCCUACGAGAGUAAUCAAUUGUUGUAUGCUGGUAGCGUACUUGGCAUUGACAGCGCUCCUUUACAUUGGAUGCCGUUCUGGUAAACCGGCACUGAGGCGCUUCCACCAAAUACUCCUGAUUAUUGUGCCACGGGCACUGUGGCUAUUAAGCAUUCUUCAUUUUACCGUCUAUGUUAUUUUGCAGCCUAGUUUUUCCCCAAGGGACCUACUUGGCUGGGCCAUCCUUCUAAAUUUCUUGGUCUAUGUGACGCUGCCAUUACAGCUGAUUUUUCUUGGUCUGUCGAUUGGAUGUAUCACAUAUUUUAUUUGUCUUAGUCUGCCUGUUGGUUAUUCUCGCUGGGACUCGCUGCUCUCGAACCAGUUAGCGGCCAAUGCAGUUUUAAUAGCCACGGCAGCGCUGAUAGGCCUUUUGUACUACUUUAUGGGUGAGGCCAAACAGAAAAGAGCAUUUCUCGAGGCCAAAAAGAGCCUUGAAGUUAAAAUGGUCAUAGAGGAACAGUCGGCCGAACAGGAGCGUCUGCUUUUGUCUGUGCUGCCUAAGCACGUGGCUAUCAAGAUGCGGGAAGAUUUGGGAUCAUCCAGUUCCGAAGCCUUUAAAAAAAUCUACAUGAGUCGGCACGAGAAUGUAAGCAUUCUAUAUGCGGAUAUCGUUGGCUUUACCGCCAUUUCCUCCACAUAUAGUGCGCAAGAUUUGGUAAAAAUGCUUAAUGAGCUCUUUGCGCGUUUCGACAGACUUGCUGAGAAAUAUCAACAAUUGCGCAUUAAGAUUCUUGGCGAUUGCUAUUAUUGCAUUAGCGGUGCCCCUGAUGAGCGUCCAGAUCACGCCGUCAUGUGCGUGCACAUGGGACUCUCCAUGGUGAAGGCCAUUAAGUAUGUGCAGCAGAAGGCCAACUCACCUGUUGACAUGCGAGUAGGCAUUCACACUGGAGCCGUGCUCGCCGGCAUUCUUGGCCAGCGACAGUGGCAGUUUGAUGUUUACUCUAAGGACGUAGAGCUGGCUAAUAAAAUGGAAUCGAGCGGGAAGGCUGGACGCGUUCACAUUUCGGACAAAACGCUUGCCUUUCUGAACGGCGAAUUCGAAGUAGAGGCUGCCUUUGGGGAGAAACGAGAAGAGUUGUUGCGUAUUGCUGGGCUAAAGACGUAUUUUAUCACAAAAGUAGUUAAAGCGUUUGCAUCGCCAUGUGCCAAAAAAAUAAAUGAAACCCAGUCUGAAAUUGCACACCCCAAUCCUAAUGGAUCGACGACCGAUAUUGUAUCAGAUGAAGAUGACAACGAUGCCACAUUGGACGACGAAGGGCUCCUUGCGCAGAAUUCUGUAUCUAAUGGACACCAAAAAGUGAUUGCAGUGACUGCAGACGAAGAGGAGCAGGUGAAAUUGGAGAACUUUAAACAACGACUGAAAGAUGAGCUGGUAACUCGCGAUGGACAUGAAAACCUAACUAAGGACACUAACAUAUUCUUGCGCUUCAAAAACCCGCAGCUGGAGCAACUGUAUGCCGUAUAUAGAGAGCCGUACAGUUCACUUCCACUUCUUGCCGCCCUUCUAGUGCAGUGCAUUGAUGUGCUGUACUCAUACAUAGUUCUCCCGAGAUCUACCCUCCACUUCAUUAAUAUAGCUGCUCCGUUGGUACCAAUCGCAAUGCUGGUAGUGAUCAGCCUUGCCGAAAGCUUUAGUGGCAUGCUGCCAAAGUUUUUCGUAGAUGUCAGCAAGCGGUUCAAUGACAUAACUUUUGUUCGCGAGCUGGCCGCUAUAAUUAUUGCACUCACCAUUGGCUUCAGUAACGUUAUCGACAUGUUCUUUUUCGUCACCUUCGUGCGUACCGAGCAUAUUGUGAGUGAAAGCGAGUUCAAUGUAACGGCUAGCCUAGAUAGCGAUAUAAACUUGGAGGGGAUGGUCACCGCAGAGCACCUACUUCCCGCAUCGUUUGUGGAACAAAUGCGCGAAGCUGUGCCCCCGGAACGAGUUUUGUAUCCGUCCUACUUAAGUAACUUUGGAGUACUUAUAUUAAUUGCGAUUGCCGUGAUUGCCCAACUUACUCAUCUCACAAAGAUUUUGCUACUAUUGUCCAUUGCAGCUUUGCAUUGCUAUUUCAAUAUAUUCAUAAUGCAGGAUCUGUAUGCUCUAGAGGAUGAUUUGGAACAUCAACCUAUUAUAUCUACGCGAUAUACCGCUUCAGGACUUCUGCUAGUGGCUGCUCUGGCGUUAAGCACUUUGGCAAGACACAUGGACCAUGAGGAUAGGGUAAUAUUCAAGUGGAAAACCGAGGUGGCCGAGCAAAAGGAGACCGCAAACGAUAUGAGGCAGCGCAAUGAGGCUUUGGUUUACAAUGUCUUACCUGUUCAUGUGGCAGAGCACUUCAUGAAGAACACUAAACGCUCUCAUGAUGAUCUUUAUUCCCAGAGCUAUGCUGAAGUGGGCGUAUUAUUCGCCAGCAUGCCGAACUUUUCUGAUUUCUAUUCCGAAGAAACAGUAAACAACCAGGGCUUGGAAUGUUUACGUUUUCUCAAUGAGGUCAUCUCAGAUUUUGAUGCAUUGUUGGAGCUGCCCCAAUUCCAAGACAUCAUCAAAAUAAAAACUAUUGGUUCGACAUAUAUGGCUGCCAGUGGGAUAAAUCUGCAUAGGACUCUUCGAAAUGACGCCCCAAUUACAGAACGGUGGUCUCACCUAGCGAUUUUGGUGGAGUUCGCAAUGGAACUGAAGCACGCAUUGCAAAGCAUCAACGAGCAGUCCUUUAACCACUUCGUCCUUAAGAUGGGGAUCAAUCAUGGACCGAUCACGGCUGGCGUUAUUGGCGCACGCAAACCGCAUUAUGACAUCUGGGGUAAUACGGUGAAUGUGGCAUCUCGAAUGGAGAGCACAGGAAAGGCGGGUGCUAUUCAGGUCACAGAAGAGACGUGCAAUAUUUUACAGCCCUUUGGUUACAAAUUCCUUCAGCGUGGUCUGGUAGCGGUCAAGGGAAAAGGACAGUUGAUGACAUUUUAUCUGCAGGGUAAGGCCCAGUCGAGUGCUGAACCGGUAUCAUCCGGCGCAGUCGAGCUCAAUGGCCAGGAUUCAUCUGCUCUAGAAUCCACAAGCGAACUGGAGACCUCAGACAUUAAGAUGCCCUUGCUGAAGAUGAAUGCCCCAGAGCAAUCGUUGGAAAUCGACCAAGAUCAGAGUUUAAAAAAUUACAGUGCUGGCCAAGAGAGGGUGGGAGAAUUUCAGUCGUUGCUAGAAUAGUAAGCUUGUCAUACUUAUGAUUUUAAUUCUUUGUGAACGUGCAGACAGAGUGGAUGUGUAUACGUGUGUGUGGCCGUGUUAAAAAACAAGAGUUUACUAUUUUGAAGAAAUUAUUUUUGCAAUAAGUUAGCUUUUGCCUCAGUGUUCGUGUGAUAUUCCAUGCCAGAUGAUUAAUGAAAUAAAUAAGCAAAAUUCGAAAUUAGUUAUUAUAACAGGUUUUUCUUUCUAAAAGUUUGUAAACUGUGUACCUAAAACAAGAAAUAUAUCUAUCUUCUAAGUAUAUUUUUGUAUGCCUAAGUAUUUUCAGUUAUUCCAAACCAUACUUCGUUUAAAAAAAAGUGAAAUUUUCUAAGCUCUGUAAUAUUUAUGUGAUCCACUUCGCUUUGCAGCUAAUUGAUGUGUAGAUUUGCAUCUCAAUGUGUAAAAUAUAUAUAUCCGCAUUAUAGUUAAAACCAAAAUUACGAUAUAAGUAACAUUGUAGCUAUAGAAAUAUAGAAUAUAUUAGGUGAGAGUCCAAAUCCCACCAUAUACAACUAAAACCCACGUGUCAGUCCAAAUUGAGAACAAAACGUACUAUAAUUAAUUAGUUAAAAAGUAUUAAAUAUAAAAAUGGAAAUGAAAUCAAAGAACAAAAAUAUAAUGCUUAGAAUGCGUUCUUGGGCGUCGUCAACCAACAUUAUUCCUUCAUAUAUAUAUAAAUAUUUAAAUUAAAACAAACUUAUUAGCAUUGCAUGCUUGUUAAAUGCAACGAAUUAGCAAAGCAACAAUAAACGAACUUAAUUAUCAAAAGUUGCAAAAUAAUCAAGGAACUUGACCUAAAAUCUUUUGAAUGCGUUUGUCCAUCUGGUUUUUGUACUGCAUUAUCUAAAUUUUUCUUUGAUGGCUUAAAGCAUGACAAUCAAGAUGAAUAAAAACUAUACAAAUGAUUGCUUUAGCUCGAAAUUCAAAUGUUUAAAAGCACUGUGAACUAUUUUUACAACAUACUUUUUAUUAAAUAAUUUUAGAAGAUUGUGACGUUUAUGUUGGUUUUUUCAUGAAACCUUAAUGUGAAAUAAGGGUUUACUUCAUUAAAGAUAAAUUAACUAAAACAUAAA
This is a messenger RNA of Drosophila sechellia, 4832 nucleotides long. RefSeq names its product Adenylate cyclase 3 (gene Ac3). The record is from RefSeq and is a predicted model, not a curated record. Lineage: Eukaryota; Metazoa; Arthropoda; Insecta; Diptera; Drosophilidae. Gene Ontology annotation, cellular component: plasma membrane. Gene Ontology annotation, biological process: adenylate cyclase-activating G protein-coupled receptor signaling pathway; cAMP biosynthetic process; intracellular signal transduction. Gene Ontology annotation, molecular function: adenylate cyclase activity. The transcript is spliced from 18 exons. Bases 241 to 3738 code for a protein of 1165 amino acids.